This is a messenger RNA of Acipenser ruthenus (sterlet), 6869 nucleotides long. RefSeq names its product protein AF-10-like. Gene Ontology annotation, biological process: regulation of transcription by RNA polymerase II. The record is from RefSeq and is a predicted model, not a curated record. Gene Ontology annotation, molecular function: histone binding; nucleosome binding. Gene Ontology annotation, cellular component: nucleus. NCBI's taxonomy places the organism in Eukaryota, Metazoa, Chordata, Actinopteri, Acipenseriformes, Acipenseridae. The transcript is spliced from 22 exons. Bases 334 to 3771 code for a protein of 1145 amino acids.
GAUGGCGACUAUGUUUUAUCCAGAAUGGCUCCAGUUUCCCAACCUCAUCUUCUCUAUAAUCCUUGCUAGUGGUCGUAGACGCUGCACUCUGCACUAGGAUUUCCCCUCCCCAUGCCCCGGAGUGCGCAUGCGUCGUUCCAUUAGCCGUGUGCUCGUGUUUUAUGCGUGUAUCGUGUGUGAGAGAGAGUGAAUUACGGUGAUAGUAGGGGGAGCCACGACCAAACAACAUGGCAUUGCAACAAUGUGGGACCUAAAUUAAACCAGUGUCGCGUGAAGGGGGGAAGAAUCCGAAACCCUCGGCCCUCUGAGUUUAUGUUUUCUUUUAACCAUUAGAUGGUAUCGAGCGAGCCGACUCUGGCAGUGGAGGACAACUACUUCUCGAAUAAUAUGAAGGAGAUGAUUGGAGGCUGCUGCGUUUGCUCAGACGAGAGAGGCUGGGCUGAAAAUCCACUGGUUUACUGUGACGGGCAUGGCUGUAAUGUCGCUGUUCACCAAGCAUGUUAUGGCAUUGUACAAGUCCCUACAGGACCCUGGUUUUGUAGAAAAUGUGAAUCUCAGGAGAGAGCAGCUAGGGUGAUAAAAGGUUGGAAAGGACGAAAACCAGUUCCACAAACCGCAGAUGGAGGAGGAAGAUCUGCAACCCACCCAAAUGAUGCUGAAGAAGAGGGACUUGCCAAAAGUUUAAAAACUAUGAAUACAUGGAGAUGUGAACUGUGUCCGCAUAAGGAUGGAGCUCUCAAGAGGACUGAUAAUGGAGGUUGGGCACAUGUGGUUUGUGCAUUGUACAUUCCAGAAGUGGAGUUUGCAAACGUUUCCACAAUGGAGCCUAUUGUGUUGCAGUCUGUUCCCCAUGACCGAUACAACAAGACUUGCUACAUCUGUGAAGAACAAGGUAGAGAGAGUAAAGCUGCUACUGGAGCUUGCAUGACUUGCAACAAACAUGGUUGUAGGCAGGCUUUCCACGUAACAUGUGCACAGUUUGCUGGACUGCUUUGUGAGGAAGAGGGGUCAGAUGCAGAUAAUGUGAAAUACUGUGGAUAUUGUAAAAACCAUUACAGCAAACUGAGAAGGAGCAAACGCGGCUCUAGUAGUGCAUAUGAUCAAAGCUUAAGUGAUUCUUCAUCACACUCUUUGGAUAAACAUCAUGACAAGGAUAAAAAGAAACAUAAAGAAAGAGACAAGCACAAACCAAAACAUAAGAAAUCUGCACCCGGUCUUGUUCCUCCUGCACCUGCACUUGUUCAUUCUUUGACAGUAACGACGGAGAAGAGUUACACAAGCACAAGUGGUGGUGGCAGCUCCAUGCCUGGUUCCCUGAAGCGACUGGAGGAGACCACAGCUCGGUUUACAAAUGCAAAUUUCCAGGAAGUCCCUGCACACCCGACCAGUGGAAAAGAUGGCAGUGCAGAGGUCAAAGUGGGGGGAGAGGGCAAAGGAAAAAAAGCUUUAGGUCACAGCACCGGCCAAAAGGGAAGGAAGCCUGGUGCUGGAAGAACUCCAGUUGGCGUCACAGUCACAGCAGCAACCUCCACUAGCCCUUUCCAGCAAGGUGCAGGCAGCCAUUUGGGGACUGCUGGCAGUGCAAAAACCUCUUCUGGCAGCUCAGUCCAAUCUCCCCAGGAAUUUCUGAGCUUCACAGAAUCUGAUCUGCGAAAUGACAACUACACACAUUCACAGCAGUCGUCAUACACAAGAGGCCUAUCUAAAGGAGAUGCAGCGGGUCUGGAAGGGGGUCUAAACACUUUUAGUUCUUUAAUGGCCCUCCCAUCCGCCUCCUCUGGGGCUGCUCAGGCUAAAAACUAUGAGAACUCUCACAGAGACUUCAGCAGCUCGGCCAGCCAGGCUUCAGCAGGAUAUAAGCGAUCCCAGCCCACCUCGGGCAGCGUGGAGGAAGACAACGUGAAGGGAAAGAAGCGCAAGGGAAAUAGAAGCAAAUACGGAGCUGGAAGGUCCAGAGGAAAUAAGGCUCAGGAGGCCGUUUCUUCUGCUUCGCCAGCCUCUUCUGUGGCAUCAGCUGCAGGCAGCGUGAAUGGCGUCAACUAUAACAAUAAUGGCAGCAAUAAUAUUAGCAUCGUCCAGAAAUCUCCAACAUUGCUCAGGAAUGGAAGUUUUCACAAUGUGAGCGUUAGCUCAUCUCCUGCUGGAACAGGUCCUUUUGCUGGUAAUGACACUCCAGUAUCCUUGCCAAAUGCCGUACUGGGCUCACACUGCAGCACCCCUAUCCCCAGCUCCCAGUUACCUCAGCAGUCUGCUGUCCAUUUGCAGCACACGGUUCCAUCUCUGCCACCACAUACUACUGCCUCCGUUCCAAACUUGGUGUGUGCAACUCAGACCAAUGCAUUACCUGGAUCUUCAUUAAACCUCGCUCCAUCUCACAUGUUUGGAAACCGCCUAAAUCCAAACUCGGCAAUGGCAGCACUAAUAGCUCAGUCUGAGAACAAUCCAUCAGAUCAAGAACUAGGAGACAAUAGUCGUAACCUUGCUGGCAGGGGCAGCUCGCCAAGAGGAAGUAUCUCUCCACGCUCCCCAGUAAGUGGCUCACAGAUCCGCUAUGAUCAGUCAAGCAGCAGUGGCUUUGAGAAUCUGCCCCCAGUUGCAACUAGCAUCGAGCAAUUGUUAGAGAGACAAUGUAGUGAAGGACAGCGAUUUCUACUUGAACAAGGUGCUCCUGCAGAUAUCUUGGGAAUGCUGAAAUCUCUUCAUCAGCUUCAGAUGGAGAACCGUCGCUUGGAAGAGCAGAUUAGAAUUCUGACAGCAAAGAAAGAGCGCCUGCAGCUCCUGAGUGCACAGCUCUCUGUUCCUUUCCCCAGCAGCGCGCCCAACCCCAGCGCCUCUUCUCAGUUGCAGGUCUUUGCUGCACAGCCUGAUCUAUUGAACACAAACACGAGCCCACAUCUAAGCAACAGAUUUUUACCUGACAAUUCUCUUUCUUUACCAGCUCAGGAUGUGACCUCCAGUGGACAGAGCACCAGCAGUUCGUCAACACUAUCUACCCCACCCCCUGCUGGGCAGAGUCCUCCCCAGCAAGGGUCAGGGGUCGCUGGAGUUCAGCAGGUCAACAGUGUGACAGUGGGGGCACUGGCCAGUGGUAUGCAAACUAUGACCUCUACAAUUCCAGCAAUGCAGGGAGUGAGUGGAUUGAUGGGGUCUAUGCAUGGAAACCAACUGGCGAUCAAUGGGAUAGUAGGGGCUUUAAGUGGAGUAAUCCAGACCCCUGCAUCAGUAGCACAGAACCACAGCCCCCUCUCCCACACAGCUGUGCCCCCCAAUGUGUCUCUCUCACUGCCUACCACUCUUAACAGUACUGCCCCAGCUAAAUCUAGUACUCCUGGACUGGGUAUACUCUCUGGCCAGCAGAGACAGCUCUUACUUCACCAACAGCAGCUUCAGCAGCUACUCUCAUCCCAGCAGCCUACUCCGGAGCAGCAACAGGCUCUUCUGUAUCAGUUAAUGCAUCAGCAGCAUCAGCACCACCAGCAGCAAGAACUGCAACAGCUUCAGCUCUCAGCAGCUGCACAGAUUCCUAUGAACAGCCUGCUGACAAGUACCCAGGCUCCCACACAACACAGCAUCAGUACCAACCCUUUCCUGGCCAUGCAUGGGGACCCUUCUGUGCAAAAAGUUACAGUUUUGGCAACACAGCAGAUGACGGUCAAGACAAAGGAGUUGGAUUCCCGUUUGAGAAGAGCCCUCGUAGCAAACUACAACAAAGGAAAUGGCUACAGAGCAGUAAAGAAAUACGGAAUACCAAAAUCCACAAUCGAGCAUUAAUCAAAAAGUACCACAGAACAAAUUCAGCUGAAACGCUUGAAAGAAGUGGGCGUACAAAGAAAAUUACAGGUACAGCAAGUAGCAGAAUUGUCCAAGCAGCUAAAAAAAAUCCAAGAACAGCAGCCAAGGACUUAAAGAAAGAUUUGGAAGCAUCUGGCAUAAUAGUGCAUGAAAGAACUGUACAAAGGCACCUGAACACAGAAGAGUUGUGUACACGUAGACCUCACUGCAAACCACUUAAAAAUAAUUUAUAAAACAAACCAACUAAAAUUUGCAGAGUUAGGAACAGGAAUCUAAUGCAUUCUUCAGCAGAAUUCUCUGGUCCGAUGAGACAAAUAACCCCCCCUCCUCCCCCCAAAAUGGACCACAGUAUGUUAGGGAAAGCCUUCAAUGAAGAAGAACUUGUACCUACAGUCAAACAUGGAGGUGGUUCGAUCAUGAUAUGGGGGUGUUUUAGCAGUUCAGGGACUGGAGACAUUCAUGUGAUUUGAGUGUCGAAUGAAUGCAACUAUGUAUGAAAACAUUCUACAAAGUACAAAGAAAAAGGAGGACACACAAAAUACUAAAGCAGGGGUGCCAAUACUUUUGUCAUGAGCAAAUACUUAUAAUGAAAUAUGUUUUUUGUUAAAGAUUAUUUGUUAGUGCUAGGAAUCAUAUUUUGCAUUUUAUUUUAUUAAAAAUGGGUUAGUUUACUAAAUCCUUGUAUUUAAUAAGCAUAGGGUGUGACUGUGUAUAUAUAAAAAUAUGUAAUGUAUAAUUCUUGAAAAUAAGUCAUUUUUACUGGACAUUUAGCAAAAAAAAAAAGUUUAGGAUCCCUAAAUUGUAACAUGGAAUAUAAAAACAAAGUAUUAAUGAAUAACAAUGAUUAAAUGCAUUUCCCAGGAAAGUAACUACAAAACUGUAAAGUUGUAGCUUCUUAUGAAAACUACCCACUGUAUGUGUGUGUAUGUAUAUCUGUGUGUGUGUGUAUAUAUAGAGAGAGAGAGAGCACUGUGUACAGAGCUAGACGAGCCUUGGAUAAAACAAAUCUUUGAAAGGUUUGAAUUGCACAGUUUGUACCUCGUUUUUGUAAAUAUAUGUUGUAUGUGAUUCUUCUUGGAUGUUGUGAAGAAUUCUUAAAAUAACCUCAAGAUUUGCUUUGUAAUAUUUGUACCACACACAGUUGUCUAGUGAUUAGAGACAAAGUAUUAAUUUAUUUUUAUAUAUGCAGGGGAAUUUUAGUCUCAGCACCAUUUUCUAGAAACACAAAUGCAGUUAGUUAGUUUAUUUUGUAUUCAUUUUGCCCCGCAAAUUUCUGUUAUCAAUCUUUAUACAAAAUGUAAUUUAAAAAAAUCUUGUUAUUUCACAAUAGUUGUACAAAAAAAAAUGUUAUCUUUGUAUAAAAUUCUCUUUUUAAACAAGUUUGUAGAGGCAGCUUUUGCUGAUUUGUUAAAUCCUGAUUUUUUUUUUGUGUACAGCCUAAGGAAAUGUUUCUUGGGAUAAAUUAAAAAAAAAAAAAUACUUCUGUUUGUUUUAGUUCUCAGUCUUGUGCUUAAUCAUCUGUAUAACUACAAACAUGUCUACCUCUACCCUUGCGCUGUAACUAAUUGAGAUUCUGCAUAUCGUACUGGGGGGGGGGGGGGGGAUGGUGCUGAUGCGUACACACUUGAGGAAAUGUUUUAAAGUAUUGUAAUAUGUUGUGAUCCUGUGUUAGUAUAUCUGAAUGUGCUAUGUGUAGCAAUGUGUGGCUCUCAAAUCAAAACAUUAAGAUUUGAAUUAUGCUUUGAUACAAUGUGGUCAAAUUCAGGAAGUACAAAGGUACCUAAUUUCUGCAUGACACAUCAGCCACAAUAGUUAACAGUUUACAAAAACUCACAUAACUAUUUUUGAAAGCAAGCAUGUUGCAACAGUUAGGUUUACUGCAAUAGAACAUCGUCCCAGAACAUUACAGCCGACUAGAAGUUGAAUUCUGCCCAGAAUUGCAUAACCCAGCAUGUUGCCUCUGAUUUCUCAUUGGUUCAUGUUCCUACUACCCAAUUAAGGCUGGAUGAGGUCCUGGAAAGUACCUGAUGGGUAUUUAGUAAUUCUCAGGCUAAGCUAGUAGCAGAAUCCAGUAUCUCUUCAGUAAUAAAGUAUCACAUCCCAACAGCAUGAGCAGAGUAGCAAAAAUAUGGCAACACAUUAUUGGGAUUCAAUGCAGUUUAUUUGCUUUGUUUUAACUUUUGGAGAAGUUAAUAAAUAUCUGUACUUCUCCUGUACUCACCCCUCAAGUUUAUGUAAAUGCUUUUCUCAAAAGUGUGAAUUCAGGAUUAUGACUUCUGAACAGGAAAGGGUAUAUUCAGAAUCCAAAAGACUUAACAUUAAACCAAAAACCUGGCGCUGCUGUAAUUUCAAGAAAAAAAAUUGGGGGCAGGGAGUGCUGAUGUUUUGUGGCUGUAUGUUGUACUUGGAAGAUCAUGAAAGCAUAGUUAAAAAAGUGAUAUUGGCUAUAUUUAUAACAAAAGCAGGAAGCACACUAUGAUAGGAGUAAUAUUUAUUAUUUGACCCUGUUCUUUUUUGAUUUGACAUGGGUUUACAACAAACUUCUACAUGCCGCACCAGUGGUGUCAUUUAAUGGUAAUUAAGGAGGGUCUAUGUUAAUAUUUCUGAUCUCAUGCAUCAAAGGCACCAAACUAUAAAUUAAAUGUGCAUUGCAUUUAAAAGGGUGUGUAUAGUGACUUUGUAAGGCACUAUCAAUAGCUUCACUGUAUGAACUUCAUGAACUGUAUGAACAUGUUCUUUGGGUGUCAAAAGUCAUUGUAAACAGCCAUUCUCUGUUUGGAGAUCUACCAGCGCUGAGCCCAAGAAAGGAUUGUGAUGCAUACUUGUCAUCUGAAGGGAAAAAGUCACCCAAGGGAAAAAGAAAAUUGGUUGAUCUAGUUUUAUUUCUUGGUUUUGUUUUUUUUAAGAUGUAGUUUUACAGUAAAAUGUAUGCUUAAAACUGAUGCUAUGUCAUGUUCAUGAAAGCCUGUAUUCUUAUUUUGUAAGAGACUGCUGUGAAAGUGUGAUAAGUUCAGCAUGAAAUUAAGUAACAAUUCAGGGAACCAAUAAAAGAGAUUUUUCUUUCUCAUGUAAACCUA